Spea bombifrons (plains spadefoot toad) is the source of this 7467-nucleotide messenger RNA. It is a transcript of the gene PTPRF, whose product is annotated as protein tyrosine phosphatase receptor type F. The record is from RefSeq and is a predicted model, not a curated record. Gene Ontology annotation, biological process: protein dephosphorylation. Gene Ontology annotation, molecular function: protein binding; protein tyrosine phosphatase activity. Bases 194 to 5938 code for a protein of 1914 amino acids. Lineage: Eukaryota; Metazoa; Chordata; Amphibia; Anura; Pelobatidae. The transcript has 35 exons.
UUCUCGCAUGUGGAGUUAAAGAAGAGCCGUUGAGGAUUUGUCUAGGGAGCAGGUGCUUGCGUCUGUAUCAUCCACCUCCCGGUGCCUUCAGGAUCGGCGGAGUCUCCUCCCUGGCUUGGAGUGAGUCUGCGCACAAAACUCUGGAUGCAUUAACUACUUAACGUCAGACCUGGAGAGGACUCCGCUUUGAAACAUGGUGCCUUACUCACGCCUGCCCCUGCUCAUUGUGCCAGUACUGGUGCUUUGCUGCUCUAUCAGCCUGACGCAAGCAGACAGUGAGCCGGUUUUUGUCAGGAAGCCCGAUGACCAGAUCGGAAUAUCCGGCGGCGUGGCCUCGUUCGUGUGCCAGGCCACCGGCGACCCCAAGCCACGCAUCACCUGGAUGAAGAAGGGGAAGAAAGUCAGCUCCCAGCGCUUUGAGGUCAUCGAGUUCGACGAUGGCUCGGGGUCGGUCCUGCGAAUACAACCACUCCGUAUUCACCGGGACGAAGCUAUAUACGAGUGCACGGCCACCAACAGCAUGGGGGAAAUCAACAGCAAUGCCAAGCUGACCGUGCUGGAAGAGCAGAUUCCCCCCGGCUUCCCCGUCAUUGACAUGGGUCCCCAGCUGAAGGUGGUGGAAAAAACCCGCACGGCCACCAUGCUGUGCGCUGCCAGCGGGAAUCCCGAUCCAGAGAUCUCUUGGUUCAAAGAUUUCCUUCCUGUGGAUAUUGCAACAAGCAACGGGCGAAUCAAACAGCUGCGUUCAGGUGGUACACCAAUCAGAGGAGCGCUGCAGAUAGAGAACAGCGAAGAAUCUGACCAAGGGAAGUACGAGUGUGUCGCCACCAACAGUCUCGGGACACGCUACUCGGCACCUGCCAACCUCUACGUGCGUGUCCGUCGUGUUGCUCCACGAUUCUCUAUCCCACCCAGUAAUCACGAGGUGAUGCCAGGAGGCAGCGUCAACUUAACCUGUGUGGCAGUGGGUGCCCCCAUGCCCUAUGUCAAGUGGAUGAUCGGCAUAGUGGAACUCACCAAAGAAGAUGAGAUGCCUGUGGGGCGGAAUGUCCUGGAACUCACCAAUAUCAGAGAGUCUGCCAACUACACAUGUUUGGCAAUCUCCUCUCUGGGAAUGAUCGAGGCCGUGGCACAGAUCACUGUGAAAGCUUUACCAAAACCGCCAGUUGAUGUCAUCGUAACAGAGACAACGGCUACCAGUGUCACGUUGACCUGGGACUCUGGAAACCCCGAGCCCGUGUCUUACUAUGUGAUACAGUAUAAGCCCAAGGCUUGGGAAGGGACAUUCCAAGAAGUGGAUGGAGUGGCUACAACUCGUUACAGUAUCGGUGGCCUCAGUCCCUUCUCUGAGUACGAGUUCCGAGUUAUUGCAGUCAACAACAUUGGCCGGGGACCCCCAAGUGAACUGGUAGAGGCUCAGACAGGAGAACAGGCUCCCUCGAGCCCACCUUUGAAAGUUCAGGCCAGAAUGCUGAGUGCCAGCACCAUGCUAGUCCAGUGGGAGUCCCCCGAUGAAGCCAAUGGACAAAUAAGGGGCUUCCGUGUAUAUUACACUACUGACCCACACUUACCCUUUAGUAUGUGGCAGAAGCACAAUGUGGUUGACAGCCACUUGACAACAAUUGGGGCAUUGACCACUGGAACCACUUACAGCAUCCGUGUGCUGGCCUACACCUCAGUGGGCGAUGGACCACCUUCUGAUAUCAUACAGGUCAAAACACAGCAAGGAGUACCUGCGCAGCCAGUAGACUUCCAGGCAGAAGCAGAAUCAGACACCCGUAUUAUGCUAACAUGGCUUCUGCCACCCCAAGAACGUAUCACCAAAUACGAGCUCUUAUUUUGGGAAGGACAGGAUGGACGUCAGCAAAAGAUAACCUUCGAUCCCACCUCAUCUUACGCCGUGGAAGGACUGAAGCCAGACACUCCGUAUAAUUUCAGACUCGCUGCUUGGUCUGACAUGGGGGUUGGUGUCUAUACCCCAGCGAUCCAAGCAAGGACAGCACAAUCCACACCAUCCGCACCGCCGCAGGAUGUGGAGUGCACAAGUCUUAGCUCCACCGCCAUUCGGGUAAGUUGGGUGGCCCCACCGGCCUCCAGCCGAAAUGGGAUCUUAACCCGCUACUCACUGGCCUACCAAGCCAUGGCUGGUGAGGACACAUCCCGGCAUGUCGUGGACAGCAUCCCACCAGAGGUCUCCACUUGGGAGAUCAAGGAUCUGGAGAAGUGGACGGAGUACAGAGUGUGGGUUCGAGCUCAUACAGACGUAGGGGCUGGGCCGGAGAGCUCACCUGUCGUUGUGCGGACAGAUGAGGACGUGCCAAGUGCACCUCCCAGGAAAGUUGAGGUGGACUCUGUCAACUCAACAUCUGUGCGGGUAACCUGGAAGUCACCUCUCCCGACAAAGCAGAACGGUCAGAUUCGAGGCUACCAGGUCACUUACGUUCGCCUGGAAGGUGGGGAACCCAGAGGAAAUCCUAUAAUUAAGGAUGUAAUGCUGGCAGAGGCCCAGUGGAGACCCGAGGAGUCCGCAGACUACGAUGCUGUAAUUACCGGGCUUUCGCCAGAGACAACUUAUUCGAUCACUGUAGCCGCCUAUACUACCAAGGGAGAUGGGGCAAGGAGCAAACCCAGGAUUGUCAGCACCACAGGGGCAGUGCCCGGUAGACCCACCAUGAUGAUUAGCACAACCUCCUUGAACACAGCACUGAUCCAGUGGCAUCCACCAAGGGAAAUGGUAGGUGAGCUGUUGGGCUACCGUCUACAGUACAAGCGUGUGGACGAAGAGAAGUUCAUCACUAUGGAUUUUGGGAAAAACGAGCACCACUAUACAGUAACUGGGCUGCAUAAGGGAGCCAGCUACGUCUUCAAGCUGUCUGCCAAGAACAGGGCUGGCACCGGGGAGGAGUAUGAGAAGGAAAUAUCUACCCAUGAAGAUGUCCCCAGUGGCUUUCCCCAGAACCUGCAGGUAGUUGGACUCACCACAUCAACUACGGAGGUAUCUUGGGAUCCACCAGUCUUGGCGGAGCGCAACGGAAAGAUCACCAACUACACAGUGGUAUAUAGAGACAUCAACAGCCAACAAGACCUCACCAAUACCACCCGCGACACACACAUCACUCUAGUAAACCUGAAGCCAGACACCACCUACGACAUCAAAGUGCGCGCAAGAACAAACAAGGGCCCCGGACCACUGAGCCCCAGCAUUCAGUCUCGUACCAUGCCGGUCGACCAAGUGUUUGCUAAGAAUUUCCGAGUGAAUGCCGUGAUGAAAACAUCCGUUCUGCUUAGCUGGGAAGUUCCCGAUUCCUACAAAUCAGCUGUGCCUUUCAAGAUAUUGUACAACAACCAGCAUGUAGAGGUGGACGGACACUCCAUGCGCAAACUGAUCAACAACCUUGAACCCGAUACAGACUAUUCCUUUGUUCUAAUGAACCGAGGAAGCAGUGCUGGAGGACUGCAGCAUCGGGUGUCUAUCCGCACAGCCCCCGAUGUUCUACAGAGCAAGCCCACCUCUGCCAACAAGUACAUGGAGGAAGGCAGGUUCACCUUGUACUUGCCACGUGUGCAAACAUCUGCCCCUGUCAGGUGGUAUUACGUCGUCGUCGUCCCACUGGACAGUUCCAGUGGUAGAAUGAGUGCUCGUUGGCAAAGCCCAGAAGAAAUGGAGCUGGAACAGAUACUUGAGGCCAUCAACCAGGGAUCACAUCGCAAAAGAAGACAAGCAAUUAGGAACAAGCCUUACAUAGCUGCUAGACUCAACAUUCUCCCAGACUCCUUUACUCUGGGCGACAAUAAGGAAUACAACGGAUUCAUCAACAAGCCUCUGAACCCAGACUACAGCUACACCUGCUUUGUGCUGGCGGCUUUAGAAGACGGCGACGUUAAAAGGUACGCCGCCAGUCCCUACUCGGACGACAUUGUGGUGGAAGUGUCCUCUGCCAAGCAACAAGAGGAGCCGGAGAUGUUGUGGGUGAUGGGCCCCGUCCUAGCUGUCAUACUGAUCAUAAUCAUUGUCAUUGCUAUCUUGCUGUUCAAAAGAAAAAGGACCAACUCCCCCUCUGGAAAAGAUGACCAGUCUGUCGGACUGAAGGAUUCUCUCCUUGCUCAUUCUUCUGAUCCUGUGGAAAUGCGACGCCUCAAUUACCAAACUCCAGGUGCCAGUGUCCCCAGUUACCCGAAUAUAUCAAGCAUGAGGGACCAUCCACCGAUACCUAUCUGUGAUCUUGCUGACAACAUUGAGCGGCUGAAGGCCAACGAUGGACUCAAGUUCUCUCAGGAGUAUGAGUCCAUUGAUCCAGGUCAACAGUUCACUUGGGAGAACUCCAACCUGGAAGUCAACAAACCAAAGAAUCGUUAUGCAAACGUUAUCGCAUAUGACCACUCCCGUGUCAUUCUUACCUCAGUGUAUGGUGUGCCUGGCAGCGAUUAUAUUAAUGCCAACUACAUAGACGGGUACAGGAAGCAGAACGCCUACAUUGCCACACAGGGUCCGUUACCAGAGACCCUCAGCGAUUUCUGGCGCAUGGUUUGGGAACAGAGGACGACUACCAUUGUCAUGAUGACUCGGCUGGAGGAGAAAUCCAGGGUGAAAUGCGACCAGUAUUGGCCAAGCCGUGGCUCCGAGACAUACGGAAUGAUUCAAGUCACGCUGUUGGACACAGUGGAACUGGCCACAUACACCGUGAGGACGUUUGCCCUUUACAAGAACGGCUCCAGCGAAAAGAGGGAGAUUCGACAAUUCCAGUUCAUGGCGUGGCCGGAUCACGGGGUUCCAGAGUACCCCACUCCAAUCCUUGCCUUCCUGCGCAGGGUCAAAGCUUGCAACCCUCCGGACGCCGGACCUAUGGUUGUACACUGCAGUGCCGGCGUGGGCAGAACGGGAUGCUUUGUCGUUAUCGACGCCAUGCUGGAGCGGGUCAAACUGGAGAAAACAGUGGAUAUUUACGGUCACGUGACCUGCAUGCGUGCCCAGCGCAACUACAUGGUGCAGACAGAGGACCAAUAUAUAUUCAUCCACGAGGCUUUGCUCGAAGCGGUGAUGUGCGGGAACACGGAGGUCCCGGCCCGCAGCCUGCUCGCACACAUCCAGAAACUGUCUCAGGUGCCCCCGGGCGAGAGCGUCACCGCCAUGGAACUCGAAUUCAAACUGUUGGCCAAUUCUAAAGCCCACACUUCACGAUUCAUCAGCGCCAACCUCCCGUGCAACAAGUUCAAAAACAGACUGGUGAACAUAAUGCCGUACGAGCUGAGCCGCGUCUGCCUGCAGCCCAUUCGGGGCGUAGAAGGCUCCGACUACAUCAACGCCAGCUUCAUCGACGGCUACAGACAACAGAAGGGUUACAUUGCAACUCAGGGUCCUCUGGCUGAGACCACCGAAGAUUUCUGGCGCAUGCUGUGGGAGCACAAUUCUACCAUUGUGGUGAUGCUGACGAAGCUCCGAGAGAUGGGAAGGGAGAAGUGCCACCAGUACUGGCCUGCGGAGCGUUCAGCGAGGUACCAGUAUUUUGUGGUGGACCCAAUGGCCGAGUACAACAUGCCACAGUACAUCCUGCGCGAGUUCAAAGUGACCGAUGCCAGGGAUGGCCAGUCUCGGACGAUCAGACAGUUCCAGUUCACAGACUGGCCGGAGCAGGGAGUGCCGAAAACGGGCGAAGGUUUUAUUGACUUUAUUGGGCAAGUGCACAAAACCAAGGAGCAGUUUGGACAAGAUGGACCCAUCACGGUCCACUGCAGCGCCGGCGUGGGCCGUACCGGAGUGUUUAUCACGCUGAGUAUCGUGCUGGAGCGCAUGAGGUACGAAGGGGUGGUUGACAUGUUCCAGACAGUGAAGACCCUGAGGACACAGCGGCCGGCGAUGGUGCAGACAGAGGACCAGUAUCAACUGUGCUACAGAGCCGCGCUGGAGUAUUUGGGCAGCUUUGACCACUAUGCAACAUAACUACCACUAACCUUGCUGGGCGAAACGCGUCGGGAUCGUGGCACCGGAGCAGUAAACCUGCGUCAGGUCUUUUUCUACAGGCGCUGUUCCCGUCUCACCGAGAAAAAAAAAAUACAAAUGCAAAGCUUUGCAAGACUUGCUUGGGAUAUCAGCACAACUCAUCCCCGCGUCCCCUUCCAUUCAGGUCUUGCUCCUACGGCACGCGUAACAUGAAAAUGAUCACCUUUUUUUUAUUUUUAAUCUAUUUUGUAGAGUGGUUUUUUUUUUUCGUUCUCUCUUUUUUUUCUAAAAGAAAAAAAAGUCCGUUCAGCAAAGUUUUAUGUACCAAGCUGCCUUCCCUCCUCCUCCGGCAGCAAUUCCUUUUUUUUUUUUUUCUUUCCGUUUUAUAUUUUUAUUUUAUUUUUUUAUGGAACAAAAAAAAAAAAACAAUUAUGGCACUAUGGGGAAAAACUGCAGAAAAAAAUGAGGAUUCUGACUGUAAGUAUCCCUGUAUUUCUGUUCUGUGCCCCUGGGAAGGGAACGCUCCGGUGGAAACAAAAUAGCACAUUAUUUUCAUACUCCGAACAAUCGACGGAACGACGGACAAUUCCUUGGGAAGAAGCCCCGGGUGGUCUCGAGACUUCGGACUUAUAGCUGGUGUAUGUCUCAUCUCAUCUCACCCAUUGUGCGCUCCCACAUGCUCACGGGAGUCUGAAAUUCGGGUGUACGAUUCGAAGCGUUACAGGUGAAGACCGAGGGACCAAGAUUUCCACACAAAAAAAAAAAGCCCUAUUUUUUUUUUGUCUUUUUAGUUUAGUUUUCCUUUUUAAAUACUUUUUAACUUUAGCUUUUAUUUUUUACUGUCCACAUCCGUACGGAGCCGCUCGCCUGGCGCGAGGGACAUAAAAAAAAGAUUUGGGGGGCUCCAAGGAUGAUGAACGCAAAAAAAAAAGUAUAUAUUUGCUCAAAUCUGUAGAAUGAAGAUGUUUGAAGGUUAUAUUUUCUCUUUUCCGAGUUAUAUUAGAGUAAGGGGGGGGGUUUAUUUUGGAGAUUCCUGUAUGGUGCCACAAAACUUGAUUCCUCGUAUGUUAAAAACGGUAACGUUCAUUACAAUGAUGAUCCUCCGGAACCUUCUACUAAACCUUGUGGGGGGGAAAGGACUAUGAGUAACAAUGGUAUUUCUGUAUUAAUAGUCUAUUGCUAAUACCACGGGGAACGGGACGCGCCAUCCUAUGGAUAUAAAACGAUAAAAAAAACAAAAACAAAUAAAGGUGGUGGACAACUAAUCCAAAAUGUAUCUGGUGUGAAAUCGGAACGGACGCAGGGUCUCUAAUGUUGGAUAAGGCGAUCAUUUUUACCUUGUGUAUACAUUAGUGCUGUUAGGGGUUUGCUCUGUUGUAUACAGUAUGUUUUCUAUUUGUUAAUAAAAAGGAGAAAAACUAAUAAAAAAAAAAAAUGAAGACAAGAACGUACACACACACUCUACUAAUACAGCAUCUUUGCCGAAAAUUCUCGAUGUUAAUAAAUUUGAAUAAUCAGGUUUCAUACAA